This is a messenger RNA of Acanthaster planci (crown-of-thorns starfish), 7185 nucleotides long. RefSeq lists its product as uncharacterized. NCBI's taxonomy places the organism in Eukaryota, Metazoa, Echinodermata, Asteroidea, Valvatida, Acanthasteridae. The record is from RefSeq and is a predicted model, not a curated record. Gene Ontology annotation, cellular component: collagen trimer. Gene Ontology annotation, biological process: extracellular matrix organization. Gene Ontology annotation, molecular function: extracellular matrix structural constituent conferring tensile strength.
AGUGCCGAUUCUUCAGGUUUGUGGCUGAAGGUUUGCAUGUUCGUUUCCUCGGCAGAAUGGCUCGUACAAGCUGAGAUUUCUCCCUCGAAAUCUGGCCGAAUCUCUCCUCCUGCAGCCGAGAGUUGGCCCAACGAGCCCUCUGAAGACGGGAGAGGGUGGAGACUCCUGCGUCCGUGAGAACGAACUUUGGUUUUAUUAAUUUAUUUGUACAAAAUAAAAUGAAGUAUCGGGAAGUUAUCGAACGACACGUUCUCGUGUGUUGCCUGCUGGUUCUGUUCGUCUGGACGGAAUGGGCAAAUGCAGCGGCUUGCACAGGAUGUGUGAAAGACAAAUGUAUUUGCAAUGGAACGAAAGGAGAGAAGGGUGAUAGAGGAUACAUCGGUCUUCCAGGGCAUGUGGGGCAGCCGGGAUACCCAGGUCCUGAGGGUCCUAUUGGACCCAAAGGAAGCAAAGGAGACACUGGCUCAUCUGGUGCUGUUGGACCCAAAGGCUACAGAGGAAGUCAGGGCGUUCCUGGUUUUCCUGGCAGCCCAGGUCUUCCGGGACUCCCGGGACCGGAAGGACCAAUCGGAGAACCUGGAACGCCGGGAUGUAACGGAACAAAGGGAGAUCCAGGAAGACCAGGUCAGCCAGGCACUGGACCUGCUGGACCCCAGGGACCAUCAGGUCUCAUGGGACCAAAGGGUGAACCAGGGGAACCUGCUGUAAAUUUACCCGGCAACAAGGGUGAUCGUGGAUCCCCUGGACAACCAGGGCGACAGGGUCCCCCUGGUCUUUCAGGCCGUGAUGGAUCCAAAGGAGAUCGCGGACCCCAGGGAAUGAGUGGGGAGCAAGGGCUCCUGGGACCUAAAGGAGAAAAGGGUCCACCAGGUGUCGGUUUCUAUGGACAGAAGGGAGAACCUGGAAACCCAGGUGUUCCAGGUCCUCCAGGUGAACCCUGUGGUAAUGGCACUCGCCCAGUAGGAGGCAGUAACGUCUCGGAGAUCAUACCAGGAGACAAGGGUGACCGAGGCAACCCUGGUCCCCGUGGAGAAAGAGGAGAAAAAGGCGAGAAAGGUUACCCAGGAUUUCAGGGCCUGAGAGGUGACGAUGGGAUGAAGGGACCCAAGGGAGAGCCAGGACCCACUGGAAGGAUUGGCAAGCGGGGCAAAGAUGGACCCCCUGGCCCUCCGGGGUACGAAGGUGAAAGAGGACCCCCUGGUGUACCUGGUGCCGCCGGCUUCAAUGGCCCACAGGGUCCUAAAGGCGAUAAAGGUGAAAGAGGACGUCCAGGACUUCAAGGACCACCAGGAGAAUCAGUUGACACCCCAGGGAUAGGAAACCCAGGGCCGAGGGGCCCACAGGGGCGAGACGGACCUCAAGGCCCUCCAGGACCCCCAGGAGAAAAAGGAGCCCGAGGUUUACAAGGCAUCGAAGGCAGACCUGGUAAUCCGGGGCCCCCAGGUUCCCCUGGCCAGCAAGGUCCUCCAGGAAUCGGCGAAAAAGGCGAGCAAGGACCUCCAGGAGUACCAGGUCCAGCUGGACCUUUCGGACCUCAGGGUGUAGCCGGACGAGAAGGACCCAAGGGAGAACCAGGCAUGACAGGCUUGUCUAUGCAGGGUCCUCCAGGCAUGGAUGGCAUCCCAGGACGACUGGGUAAUCCUGGACCCCCAGGACCCCCUGGUUCUACAGGACCCCAAGGCUUCCCCGGCAUUCCUGGCAAUAUUGAAGGUAGCAUCGGCCCACAGGGUUCCCCUGGACCACCAGGCCCAGAGGGCGAACCUGGGGCUACUGGCAACCCUGGACCCAGGGGCUUCCCUGGACGAAUGGGUGACACUGGGGAGCCUUGUGGGCCAUGUCCGUCGGGCCCCCAAGGUAUGAAGGGAGAUCCUGGACCAGCGGGUGCCCCAGGACGACCUGGACCUCAAGGCUUUGAUGGACCUCAAGGAUCUCCUGGACAGCAAGGACUGAGAGGAGAUCCUGGUGUGGAUGGAGACCCAGGAAUAAAUGGACCCAUUGGUCCUUCUGGACCCCGUGGACAGAAGGGUGACCGCGGAGAGCCAGGACCCAUUAUCCAAGGCCAGAGGGGAGAGAAAGGUGACAAGGGAGAGCGUGGGUUCCGAGGCAGCGAUGGAUCCAAAGGGGCUAAGGGCCUGCCGGGACCACGCUGCACUGCACCCAGCAACAUCUCGUCAAUGCUCAAGGGUGAGAAGGGUGAGCCAGGAUUUCAGGGUGACCCAGGAGCUGCUGGGCUACCAGGCAAACAGGGAAUACCUGGCCAGAGAGGUGCCUCUGUGCUAGGGAACCCAGGCCCACCUGGUCCUCAGGGUGAUCGCGGAGAUUUUGGACCUAGAGGCCCACCUGGAAUGAAGGGUGAGAAAGGUGAACCUAUCUUCAUAUCGGAGCCAGGCCAAGUUGGACCUCAAGGCCCACGGGGACCUCCAGGGCCACCUGGUGAUUUCGGUGAACGUGGACCUCCAGGUCCCUCAGGCCCCACAGGCACCAAGGGGAAUCGUGGUUUUGACGGUCAGAAGGGAGAGAUGGGAGAACAAGGCCCGCCAGGCAUAGGCAUGCCGGGGGAGAGCGGGGAGAAAGGAUUCCGUGGACUUCCUGGCGAUCGUGGACCGCAAGGUCUAUCAGGUCCCCCAGGGCCUGAUGGUUUGCCCGGUGUAGAAGGAACAAAUGGUGCCAAGGGUGAAACAGGUACUCCUGGUGUACCUGGUGUACAAGGACCGCGUGGAUUGAAGGGUGCUAUCGGCCCCCAAGGUCCCCCUGGAGCUCGUGGAGCAAUAGGACUUCCUGGUGAAAAUGGAGAACCUGGACCACUAGGACCUAAAGGAGACAAGGGGGAUGUGGGUCCCCGAGGCCCUCUCGGCCGUCCCGGGGAGCCUGGAGAUAUCGGAGUGUCCAUACCAGGAACUGAUGGGCCACCAGGGGAAGAUGGUCGGCCGGGAGAACCGGGUCCAGUUGGCGAAGUAGGACCUCAAGGACCUCAAGGCCCACCAGGAUUCGCAGCCAUCAAAGGUCAGAAGGGUGAGCCUGGUCGCCCAGGUCGCCCUGGUGACCUUGGCUUGCCAGGACCGACUGGAGAAACAGGGGAAGAUGGACAGGCAGGCCAAGAUGGCCGACCGGGUGAGAAGGGAGAUAGAGGCCCACCAGGCCAAUCAGGUCAACCAGGACCACCUGGGGAACCAGGAGAGAACGGGGUACCAGGAGCUAAAGGUGAUCAAGGCUCAAUUGGACUGCCCGGUGUAAUUGGCAACCGAGGUCCCACCGGACAGAAGGGUGCACGUGGUGAAGACGGACCAGAAGGACAGAAGGGUGACAAGGGUUUCCCUGGACCAUCAGGUCAGAAUGGUCUACCAGGUCAGAAUGGCCAGCCGGGCUUGCCAGGACCUCCUGGCGAGGAUGGACCAGCAGGUGCCGAUGGAUCCAAGGGUGACAGGGGACUGCCUGGCAUCGAUGGACAGAGAGGAGAUAUUGGCCUGCCGGGAGAACGAGGCCCUCCGGGGAUGCCGGGGUUAGAGGGACGAAGAGGGGAGAAGGGUCAGAUGGGUGAUAUGGGAGAUCCAGGCUCGCGAGGUGAGAAGGGUGAUAUUGGCCGAGAGGGGCUGAUAGGUGCACCCGGGCCUGAUGGCGACCCUGGUAUACCAGGGGAGAAUGGUGCCCCUGGCUUGCAAGGGCGAGCAGGACCAACUGGACCUAAGGGAGUGAAAGGUGUCCCUGGCCCCCGUGGAUUCCAAGGUGAGAAGGGUCACGUGAUGACGGUACCUUGCAACUUGGAAAUGAAGGGAGCACAAGGACCUGUGGGAGAAAAAGGAGACAGAGGUGAUCCUGGACCCAACGGCCUGAAUGGACUGAAGGGAGAUCGGGGUCUGAGGGGCUUCACUGGACCGCCUGGCCCACCAGGGGAGAACGGAGAACAAGGGGAGACGGGACCUAAGGGAGACCGCGGCCAGCCUGGUGAAACGGGACCGCAGGGACCCACAGGACCAAAAGGAGACAAAGGAAGAGAUGGCACUCCCGGUUCCCCCGGAAUAAUUGGUUUACCAGGAAAUCUAGGAGCCAAGGGUGACCUGGGUCCCAUGGGACCGCCUGGGACCAAUGGUAACCCCGGUGUGAAUGGGGAACCAGGUGAGCGCGGCUUCCCUGGUAUCCGUGGGGAGAAGGGUGCACCAGGACGACCCGGUGAGGCUCUUACUGGACCGAAGGGUGACCAAGGACCAGCUGGCCCAAUAGGCAGACAAGGCCCCCCUGGCAACGACGGACCUCCAGGAGAAAGCGGCAGCCAAGGACCACCAGGCCAGAAGGGAGAGCAAGGCAUAGUUGGCCCUCCAGGACCUACCCCAAUAGUGAUACCAGGACCUCAAGGUCCCCCAGGAGAGCCAGGUGCCAUUGGAGUACCAGGCGAAAAAGGCGAAACAGGCCCAACGGGUGCCCUUGGUCUACCUGGCCGGCCAGGUCAGAGGGGCAUGCCAGGAGUCAAUGGGGAGGACGGUGCUCAGGGAGAGAAGGGUGCUGUUGGAUCGCCUGGUCCCAAAGGAGAACCCGCUGAGCCUAUUGACAUAACCCUGAUGAAGGGCGCUAAGGGGGAUAUUGGACCUCAAGGGCCCAGGGGUAACGAUGGAGUGCCUGGACAGGAAGGGGAACCAGGAAACAUCGGACCUCGAGGUCCCAAAGGCGACAAGGGUGACGAAGGGCCCAGAGGUAACCCAGGCUUCAAUGGCAGACCCGGAGACCAAGGAGAUAAAGGAAACAAAGGUUUCCCUGGCCCUGCUGGACCGCGAGGCUUCCCAGGUGAACCCGGCCUGAAUGGUUUGCCAGGACCCCCAGUAUUGACUGGUUACUUCAUCACAAGGCACAGUCAAACCUCACAGGUGCCUGCUUGUCCGUUUGGAACCAACCUCAUGUGGGAAGGCUACAGUUUGCUGUACGUGCAAGGCAACGAGAGGGCCCAUGGUCAGGACCUGGGAAGCGCCGGCAGCUGUCUGCGUCGCUUCACCACCAUGCCUUUCAUGUUCUGUAACAUCAACAACAUCUGUCAUGUGGCCUCGCGCAAUGACUACUCCUAUUGGCUGUCCACCCCUGAGCCCAUGCCCAUGGACAUGGCACCGUUCAGCGGUGACACCCUUGAACCCUUCAUCAGUCGCUGCGUCGUCUGCGAGGCUCCGGCGCACGUCAUCGCCGUCCACAGCCAGUCGCUGGACAUCCCCGUCUGCCCUCAGGGAUGGCGCGGCAUGUGGAUUGGAUACAGUUUCAUGAUGCACACUGGUGCCGGUGCUGAAGGCUCAGGCCAGGCUCUGUCCUCCCCUGGCUCCUGCCUGGAGGAUUUCCGCUCCUCCCCCUUCAUUGAAUGCCACGGUGAUGGCCGCUGCAACUACUAUGCCACCACCUACAGCUUCUGGCUGACCACAGUGGACUCUGACGAGCAGUUCAGCUCCCCAGCCUCUGAGACGCUGAAAGCUGGUUCCCUGCGCACUCGCAUCAGUCGAUGCCAGGUCUGCAUGCGUGAUAGUAGAUAAAUGGUGAUGGGUACCAGUCAAUAAGCAACUCAAUACACAAGUCAAUUGUAUACCAAUAGGAAGCAAUGCUUAUUACGACCAGCAUAAACUGCCUGAUUAUUUUAAAAAGCCCCUUCAUAAUUUAGUCUUAAUUGCAGAAUUUUGUGACUUGUAUCUGAUGACCUGAACAAAUGCACUUUUUCAUUGAUGGCAACUCGGAAAAGUUUAUUAAACAACAUUUAAAUUAAUUGAAAAACAAAUAUUAGUACAAAGCUUUCAUAAAACAUUCACAGAAGUGGGAUUUUUCAGAAACGCAUAUAUGCAAACAAUUAUUUUUAAUAGAUUUGUAGACAUAGUAUUUUUGCACAUAAACACAGAAAUAGGUAUAGUGAUAUUUUUCAGAAGCUUUUUUAAAAAUAAGAAUUGGUAUUUGGCCAUUGAUUCACCCCUUAAAAUACAGCCAACAUUUUAAAAAGACAGUGUACAUAAUGCCUAUUUGCAUAACAAACUGUUGCGAUUUUUUUAACCAAACAUUUCUAAUAUAAGGUAUUGCAUGAACAUUAUUUAGAAAGUAGCUGGAUUGCUUUUUUGAUUAAAAUCCUUGCCGCAUACCUUUAACAGAAUUAUUUAAAGAUGAAUCAAUAGCAUAAAUAACGAGGAAAAAUCUUCACAGCAAUUUUUCACCUCCAUUGAUAUUUUUGUUUGUAGGUGAGUGGAAUAAAUGGACAUCUGUAGUUAUUUUAUGUUGUAUUUAAAGGAAAAUAAUAAACUUUGUAAAGUUGCUUUUAUUGUUUUUGUAGUUGGUUUGGAUUUUUUUGUAUAUGCCUUUCAUUACAAAUCUGGUGCUCAUUUGGGUUUUUACAUAUUGAAACAGUUUUAAAUGUUAGCUAUAGGUUUGUGUAAUAGAUAAUGUUUAUAAAAGGUGUUCUUUUUAGAUUAACUCCAAAAUGCUGCAACAUUACUAUUAAAACCCAAGGGCUCCGCAACUCCUUUUCGGGGUUGCUAAAAUAACUAGGAUUGGAUUUCUGGAAGUUUGUCAUAUUUCCCCAAUUUCAGUUACUAUGGUUUCAAGUUAAUUAAACGGAGGUGAAAAAAUAAUUUCACUCAGGUGCUACUAUCUAAAUACAAUGUCAUAACUUGUUUAAUAUCGCUGUAGACAUCGCACGGAAUGUGGUGCCGUCUCUCCAUCCGACCCUGUCUACUCAGGGGACCAAUUAAAACAAACAGACAAAAGAGUAAAGCACCCUGGUUAGUAAAUGAAGUUAUAGAAACAAAUGUUAGCUUAUAAGACCAUUUGACUCGGUUAAUCUCUUAUUUGUAAUCGAAAUGUGAUAGGUUGGCAAGCGCGCUCUCUUUAUUGAGCUGUAAUAGGUACAUUGUCAAUGAUAAAAAUGUAAUCAUGGAAACCUACUUUGAAAUCAUUGCUUUUUCUACACAAUGAAGAUGGUAUAUUUUGUAUUGAUGAUAUACACACAUUGGAUGAAGUCAAGCUAAAUGUAGAAUGAACCAGCUGAUACUAAUCUUGGAAGUCCAAUGCUGGUCAUGAAAUAAGUAUUCGGUUUUCAUUAAACUCACCCUGAUUUGGGAGUACAAAUUGCAUACAGUCAUAAGUAUCAAACAACCAGUUUGGGUGUUUGACCCCUGUGUAUUUUUUCUCAUAUGCACUUCUAAUAAAAUCUUACAGAAUAAAUUACUCCUGAAUGAA